Molecule: messenger RNA, 2869 nt
Organism: Passer montanus (Eurasian tree sparrow)
Lineage: Eukaryota; Metazoa; Chordata; Aves; Passeriformes; Passeridae
Gene: TECRL
Product: trans-2,3-enoyl-CoA reductase like
Exons: 12
Coding region: 46-1137 (363 amino acids)
Biological process (GO): very long-chain fatty acid biosynthetic process
Molecular function (GO): oxidoreductase activity, acting on the CH-CH group of donors
Source: RefSeq, a predicted model, not a curated record
AACUGUCCCCUGCUGAUAUGACGAUCGCUGCUGCUGGGUCACACCAUGCUCAAGAGGCAGAAUCCCAGAGCUCCAGAGCACAGGAGGGAUCUUGCAGCCGAUGGAGGAGCUCUGUCCAUGUCUCACAAUGACUCACGCUCUUUUUUCAACUUAUCUCAGCUGGUGCUCUCUGCUGGCCAAAUCAAACCAUCACCAGCGCUCAAACAUUCAAAAAUCACCUACUUUGAAGUAGAGAUUGUUGAUGUGCAAAGCAAGAAGCAGAUCUGCAUUGUGGACAAGGUACCUCCAGCAUCUACCAUUCUUGAUGUGAAACACAAAUUUCACAAAGCAUGUCCUCAGUGGUACCCAUCCCGUGUUGGCCUGCAACUAGAACGCAACGGGCCCUUUCUGAAGGAUUCCACCAGCAUCCAAAGCCUUGCUGUUUCCUCCAUCAUUACACUGUAUUUUACAGACCUGGGUCAGCAGGUUGGUUGGACCACAUUUUUUCUAACAGAAUACACCGGGCCUCUUCUCAUAUAUCUGCUCUUCUACAUUCGCCUCUCGACUAUUUAUGAUCAAGUGGAAAGCAGGAAGAACUUCCGCCACCCAGUGGUUCACUUAGCCUGCUUCUGUCACUGUUUACACUACAUCCGACAUCUUCUGGAGACAUUAUUUGUUCACAAGUUUUCGGAAGGGCACACUCCUCUGAAAAAUAUGAUAAAGGGCUGUGCCUUUUACUGGGGAUUCACAUCCUGGAUCGCAUACUACAUCAACCACCCCCGGUACACGCCGCCAUCAUUUGGCCACAAACAAGUUUCUUACGCUGCUCUUGCUUUUCUGAUGUGUGAAGCUGGAAAUCACUUUAUCAAUGUAGCUUUAGCUCACCAAACCAAUUCAGAAAAUAGAACCUGUUUUCCAAGUCCAACCUACAAUCCCUUUACGUGGCUCUUCCUGCUGGUAUCCUGUCCCAACUAUACAUAUGAGGCUGGGUCUUGGAUUAGUUUCACAGUGAUGACACAAACUCUGCCAGUUGGCAUCUUUGCUUUCCUGAUGGUCAUUCAGAUGUCUCUGUGGGCCCAGAAGAAACACAAGCUGUAUCUGAAGAGAUUUUAUCCAGAAGUGCGGAGAAAAGCAGCUAUGAUUCCCAUCAUCUUCUGAGAUUGUCACCAGAGCUGGAGCCCGAGUGCACUCUUCAAGAGCCACCUCAGAGUAAAUGAGCCAUUUCAUACAGGAGCUAAGUGGAUCAGAGGAAAAACUAUUGGAUAUCUUUUUCAGGAAAUUAACAGUUCAAGGUGAAGAGAUUUUAAUUAAAUGCAAAAAUUUAGCUCUUGAAUUCUUGGUUCCUGCUAAAAGAUAUGAUUUAAUUAGAUUUUCUGUAAUGGAGCUAAUUGAAAAGGGACAAGAAAAUUGCUUAUAUUGAAUGCUAGAUAUUUAGCUGGUGUAAAUGGGCACAGAUGCUGCUAAAAUUAAUGAGCACAACUUGUCUGCCACAUUCAGGUAUGGUAAUUUUAAGGUUCAGUGUUAGAUGUUGAGAAGAGUGUUGGAUUUUUUCAUCAUAAGAUGUUUCACAGCCUUAUUUUUAUUAAACUGCACAGAAAAAGAACAUUCUGCCUCAGCUCCUCUAAAGCAUCACAUCAAAGGAUGACUACUAUGCUGUGAACACUGUUUAGUCUAGCUUCACUAAGUUUUUCUUUUUUUUUUAAAAUCAAAUCUCAUAGCAAAUUGUUUAAUACAAAUUGGCUUAAAUUGCUCACUGCAAAGAGGACUGCCUUUCUUUCUUUUUUAGGUAGGCAGAUCAACCCCACAAUCCCACAAGGGGACUGUUUGUGACCGCUUCCCAUCUUGUAACUAAUUUAAGGCAUAACCUUGGGUACAUCAUUGAGGCUCACUUCCCUUUCUCACACGGAACAGUCUGGAAAUAGCAGAAAACCUUCUGCACUAACAAGUGUGUUAAGAUCCCCUUAAGUUAAGUUCAGUGACUGCAUCCAGACACCAUUCACCUUGCAUGAAGCAGUGUGAAAUCCUUGGGCACAAGGUGAAACAGGGUACAGCUCAUUAUCAAACAGGAAAGAGAUGCCAAAUGCAUUUCAGCCCAUAUCUGAACUGCCUCAGGUGGACACUGCUGACAGGCUUCAGCUCCACUUCAGCUUGGCCAGGCUCUAUCUGCUACUUUGCUUUCCAGGACAUUAUUUUUUAAGGGAUUAUUGUUAUUCAAGCCCUGGAACUACUGAGUAGCUGUCUUUGCAAAUCAGUGGCACCUGUGUCAUGCAGGAGCACAAUUUUAGUAAGUCAAAGCAAAAGAACCAGAGCUGUUUCAGUGGGUAUUAGGAUAUGAAGAGUUAGGGCAUUGAGUCCAGCUUUCAUUUUAUUUCUGUUGCACAUUUAUCAAUAACUUCUGGUGCCCUUAGGCCAGUGAAAAAAAUCUUGCCUAAAGAAUUUUAUAAUCAUUAGAGAAAUACUGGAGUACACCAGCAUGGCAGGCAGUUUGUCUCCUAAAGGUGCUGUUAUCUUUGCUCCAGCUAAAGUGUUCUAACAAAGUUAAUUUGCCUGGUAAAUUGGGUUCACAUCCCUCUUCUAAUGUCUAACUUGCAACACUUAUCCUAUUAGCCACUGUAACUCAGUUCCAUCUUUGUAAUGCAAAUACAUCACUUUCCAUAUUUUUUUAACUUGUAACCUGUGAAAUAAAAUUUUUAUUCCUCUCAACAGAAAACCCUAAUCAAAGUGAAUAUCCAGUUCUCUGACCCAGACUGCUAAUAAAGAUCUAUUUUUGAAAAAUUAUUUUCUGUACUCUUUAAUCAAAUACUUAACCACAAUAUUUUUAAAACUCUUUAUUUCUACACAAUGUUAGAUGUGUGAAUAAAGGCGGUUGUCUGUUUUGUUUUUUAAUCCA